This is a messenger RNA of Penicillium olsonii, 2541 nucleotides long. The record is from the annotation of a GenBank genome assembly. Lineage: Eukaryota; Fungi; Ascomycota; Eurotiomycetes; Eurotiales; Aspergillaceae.
AUGGCGGCGAUGAGGGCGCGGCACAAGAUUCGAGCUCCACGAAGGGGAUUCUCGCAUGCGAGAACCGAUGAUUUCGAUUCUAUAUGGGAGGUUCUGUCCGUGUCAUUAAACGAAAUCAACACCAAGAAUGCCUCGAGUCUCUCCUUCGAGGAGCUUUAUCGCCAUGCCUACAAGAUUGUGUUGAUGAUGCGGGGUGAUGAUCUUUACGAAAAGGUCACAGAACUGGAGCAAAGUUGGCUUCAAACCAAUGUUCAGAAGCUCAUCACGGAAUCAAUCUCUGCAAGUCUUCUGCGAGCGCAGAGUUCAACGGAUGCCCAGGACCAAUCGAGCGAGAGGAGAGAAGCCGGUGAGAAGUUCCUGGCCGCUCUGAAGGAUGCUUGGGAGGACCACCAGCUAUGCAUGGGCAUGGUGACAGAUGUUAUGAUGUAUAUGGUAAGACAACUCACAAAGAACUCUGAUGAAUCCAGUUGCUCACAUCUUGUGCAGGACCGUAUGAUAAUCACAGCCCACUCCAAACCGUCCAUAUACGUUACCUGCAUGGCGUUAUUCCGCGACAGCAUCCUUCGUUCAUCCGUUCGCCCCGAAUCUUCCCUCACAAUCACCGAUAUGCUCAAGUCAACCAUAUUAUUCAUGAUCUCGCUGGAGAGGUCUGGCCAUAUGAUCGAACGGCCAUUGAUUCGGCAUUGUAUCCAAAUGCUGGAGGGUCUUUAUGAAACCUCAACGGAAGAAGAGAGCUCGAAGCUCUACCUGACUAUAUUUGAGCCGGCUUUCCUCGAGGCCAGCAAGGAGUUUUACCAGGCCGAAGGACAGCGUCUCUUGCAGAUUGGAGAUGCUACGACGUUCUGUCGGGUCGCCACUCAACGGGUCGCGGAAGAACGAGAACGGUGUCGCUAUACACUGGCAGUGGUGUCAGAACCAAAGGUCCUUGACUUGCUCGACGAGCACUUAAUCCGCAGCAACAUUGAGGAAGUUGUCAAUCUCGCGGAAUCCGGCGUCAGACACAUGCUCGACCACGAUCAAUUAGAGGGAUUGCAAAAUGUCUACUUGCUCAAUGCAAGGGUAGACAGGAAGAAAGAAGCUUUAACAAACGUGCUCAACAAGCGGAUCGUGGAGAUGGGCAAGGAAAUCAAUAAAUCAUCCAUCGUGCUGCCCCAAGCCGCGGCAGCAGCGCCGUCGUCAGAAAAGGACGGGAAAGGCGAGAAACGGACAGAAAAGGGGAAAGACAAGGAAAAGCCCCAAAACCAACAAACCGUCUCAGCGAUUCGUUGGGUUGAUGACAUUCUUGCCCUCAAGACCAAGUUCGACGGCGUUUGGGAGAAGGCGUUUGGUUCUGACCAAGGCCUUCAGAGCUCAAUUGGAGCCAGCUUCUCCAACUUCAUCAACAUGAACUCGAGAAGCUCCGAAUACCUAUCACUCUUUUUUGAUGAGAACCUCAAGAAAGGAAUCAAGGGAAAGACCGAGAAUGAGGUUGACGUCCUCUUGGAUAACGGCAUCAUGAUGCUGCGGUACAUCAAAGACAAGGACUUGUUCGAAUCAUACUACAAGAAACAUCUGUCCCGCCGUCUCUUGAUGAAGCGCUCUGCAAGCAUGGAUGCCGAAAGACAGAUGAUCUCGAAGAUGAAGAUGGAAGUGGGCAACCAAUUUACACAGCGUAUUGAAUCUAUGUUCAAGGAUAUGACUGUGUCAGAAGAUCUCACAGCCAACUACAAAGAGCAUGUCGCUCGUAAUGGUGAUCCUGACCAGAAACCCGUGGACUUGGAGAUCAACGUCCUCACUAGCACAAUGUGGCCCAUGGAACUCAUGACCAACACCAAAGAUGGAGCGGUCCAGCUACCGUGCAUCUAUCCCAAGGAGAUCGACACCCUCAAGUCGAGCUUCGAGAGAUUCUAUCUCGACAAACACAGUGGCCGCAAGCUUUCAUGGCAAGCCAGUAUGGGAACUGCGGAUCUGCGAGCCACAUUCGUCCGCUCCACUGGCAAGACCCAACGCUACGAGCUCAAUGUCUCAACCUACGCCAUGGUCAUUCUCCUGCUGUUCAACGAGAUUCCCGAUGGAGAGUUUCUCACAUACGAUGCGAUCAAGGAACGCUCGCGGAUCCCCGAUCAUGAUCUCACCCGCAAUUUACAGUCACUAGCAGUGGCCCCGAAGACGCGAGUCUUGAAGAAAGAUCCUAUGAGUAAGGACGUCAAACCUACUGAUAAAUUCUCCUUCAACCAUGACUUCCACAGUCCCUUCGUGAAGGUGCGCAUUGGAGUCGUCAGCGGCAGCGCAAAUAAGGUCGAAAAUCAGGACCAGCGCAAGGACACCGAGAAGAAGAUGAACGAUGAGCGUGGCGGUAGUAUUGAGGCCGCCCUCGUUCGAAUCAUGAAACAACGCAAAACUCUCACCCAUUCCCAGUUGAUGACGGAAACCCUGUCUCAACUCUCUGCUCGCUUUGUCCCAGAUGUCAACAUGAUCAAGCGCCGUAUUGAGAGUCUCAUUGACCGUGAAUAUUUGGAGCGAGUCGGCGAAGAGCCGCCUACUUACGGGUACGUCGCAUAG